Molecule: messenger RNA, 1002 nt
Organism: Drosophila elegans
Lineage: Eukaryota; Metazoa; Arthropoda; Insecta; Diptera; Drosophilidae
Gene: MED20
Product: mediator of RNA polymerase II transcription subunit 20
Exons: 2
Coding region: 89-838 (249 amino acids)
Biological process (GO): regulation of transcription by RNA polymerase II
Cellular component (GO): mediator complex
Molecular function (GO): transcription coactivator activity
Source: RefSeq, a predicted model, not a curated record
ACUGCCGAAACACGGCUUGCAAAAGUAAACAAAUAAAAAUUAGUAUCAUUUAAAACCAAAUUAUUCGCUUAAUUGUUAAAAAUAAAGUAUGGGUGUCACUGUAUUGCAACCAUACCCCCUGCCCGAGGGUAAAUCGGGGGCGCACAUUAUCGAUCAGCUGAGCAAACGACUGCUUUCGCUUGGCGCCACACAUGCCGGUCAAUUUCUGGUGGACUGCGAAACGUACAUUUCGACGCCCCAGCCGCACAAUGGUUCUCCAGGACGUGCCGUCCAUGUCCUGCACGACUCGGAACAUCCCGCCUCCACGUUCUCCAUCAUCGACAACGGGACCGGCAAACAGGUGGCCCUCGUCGCCGACAACAGCUUCGAUCUGCUCAUGGGCAAGGUGACCAACACCUUCACGUCCAAGAAGCAAACCAAAAUCGAGUCCCGAGGCGCCCGUUUCGAGUAUGGCGAUUUCGUCAUCAAACUGGGAUCAGUCACCAUGAUGGAGCACUUCAAGGGCAUCCUAAUCGAGAUCGAGUACAAGGCGUGCGUGAUACUGGCCUACUGCUGGGAAAUGAUACGCGAGGUGUUGCAAGGAUUCCUGGGCAUCGGAGUCGGCAAGGACUUCCCCUCGUACUUCGCCACACAGACGAUAAUGACGGCAAUGGGGCAGCAGCAGUUGCAUGCGAAGCACAACGACAUCUUCGAGCCGAUGGACACGGUGAAACAGUACCUGGAGCAGUUCACCAACUACCGAAAGCAUGUGGCCCUGCUCGGAAGCAUGGGCAGCGGUCCGGGUGGCCCGCCCGUGCACAUGUCGCCCUCGGUGGUGGGCCAUGCCCACCGACCCUGAUCCGCCGACGUUAAGCUGGAGCCACCAGAUGGCUCAGUAGCAGAUUAAGCUGAAAAAAUCUAUUUUUUUGUCCUAUACUAAAUUGAAGGUGUUCUUAAAAUCUUUAAAGUUCUCCAAAAGCAAACUAGUUAUGUCAGUGUAAGCAAUAAAGUGUUUCUUUCUUA